Messenger RNA from Piliocolobus tephrosceles (Ugandan red Colobus), 3002 nucleotides. RefSeq names its product OTU deubiquitinase 7A (gene OTUD7A). NCBI's taxonomy places the organism in Eukaryota, Metazoa, Chordata, Mammalia, Primates, Cercopithecidae. The record is from RefSeq and is a predicted model, not a curated record. Gene Ontology annotation, cellular component: cytoplasm; nucleus. The transcript is spliced from 12 exons. Gene Ontology annotation, molecular function: cysteine-type deubiquitinase activity; zinc ion binding; K63-linked polyubiquitin modification-dependent protein binding. Gene Ontology annotation, biological process: protein deubiquitination involved in ubiquitin-dependent protein catabolic process; protein K63-linked deubiquitination; protein K48-linked deubiquitination. The coding region runs from base 45 to 2819 and encodes 924 amino acids.
AGGAAGAAAUCGAUUUCCUAAUUGGUACCAUAUACAUCAGAUGGAUGGUUUCUAGUGUGCUUCCAAACCCCACCUCGGCUGAGUGCUGGGCAGCACUCCUACAUGAUCCUAUGACUCUUGAUAUGGACGCAGUCCUGUCAGACUUUGUUCGGUCCACAGGGGCAGAACCUGGUCUGGCCAGAGACCUGCUGGAAGGCAAAAACUGGGACCUGACAGCCGCUCUGAGCGACUAUGAGCAGCUCCGCCAGGUGCACACAGCCAAUCUGCCACAUGUGUUCAACGAAGGGAGGGGUCCCAAGCAGCCAGAGCGAGAGCCACAGCCCGGGCACAAGGUGGAGCGGCCCUGCCUGCAGAGGCAGGACGACAUUGCCCAAGAAAAGCGACUUUCCCGGGGGAUUUCCCACGCCAGCUCAGCCAUCGUCUCCCUGGCCCGGUCCCACGUGGCAAGUGAAUGCAACAACGAGCAGUUCCCCCUGGAGAUGCCAAUCUACACAUUCCAGUUGCCAGACCUGAGCGUGUACAGUGAGGAUUUCAGGAGCUUCAUCGAGCGGGACUUGAUCGAGCAGGCAACGAUGGUGGCUCUGGAGCAGGCAGGUCGCCUGAACUGGUGGUCCACUGUGUGCACAAGCUGUAAACGGCUUCUUCCUCUGGCCACGACAGGGGAUGGGAACUGCCUUUUACAUGCCGCCUCACUGGGAAUGUGGGGGUUUCACGACCGGGACCUGGUGUUACGGAAAGCUCUCUAUACCAUGAUGAGGACGGGAGCCGAGAGGGAAGCCCUGAAGCGGAGGUGGAGGUGGCAGCAGACGCAGCAGAAUAAGGAGGAGGAGUGGGAGCGGGAGUGGACGGAGCUGCUGAAGCUGGCCUCCAGUGAGCCGCGCACACACUUCAGCAAGAACGGCGGCACAGGCGGGGGUGUGGACAACUCUGAGGACCCCGUGUAUGAGAGCCUGGAAGAGUUCCACGUUUUUGUCCUAGCCCAUAUAUUAAGAAGACCCAUCGUUGUUGUGGCAGAUACAAUGUUAAGAGACUCAGGUGGAGAAGCGUUCGCACCCAUCCCAUUCGGAGGGAUCUACCUGCCCUUGGAGGUCCCUCCCAACAGAUGCCACUGCUCGCCUCUGGUUCUGGCCUAUGAUCAAGCACAUUUCUCUGCCCUCGUGUCCAUGGAACAGAGAGAACAGCAGAGAGAACAAGCCGUGAUCCCCCUGACGGAUUCUGAGCACAAGCUGCUGCCUCUGCACUUUGCAGUGGACCCUGGCAAGGACUGGGAGUGGGGGAAAGAUGACAACGAUAACGCCCGGCUGGCCCACCUUAUCCUGUCGCUAGAAGCCAAGCUGAACCUUCUGCACAGCUACAUGAAUGUGACAUGGAUCCGGAUCCCCUCCGAGACACGGGCGCCCCUGGCACAACCGGAGUCUCCCACGGCCUCAGCAGGGGAGGACGUGCAGUCCCUGGCCGACUCGCUGGACUCGGACCGCGACUCGGUGUGCAGCAAUUCCAACAGCAAUAACGGCAAGAACGGCAAGGACAAGGAGAAGGAGAAGCAGCGCAAAGAGAAGGACAAGACGCGCGCCGACUCCGUGGCCAACAAGCUGGGCAGCUUCAGCAAGACGCUGGGCAUCAAGCUGAAGAAAAACAUGGGCGGUCUGGGCGGCCUGGUGCACGGCAAGAUGGGCCGCGCCAACUCCGCCAACGGCAAGAACGGGGACUCGGCAGAGCGGGGCAAGGAGAAGAAGGCCAAGUCGCGCAAGGGCAGCAAGGAGGAGUCGGGAGCGUCGGCAAGCACGUCGCCCUCGGAGAAGACCACGCCGUCGCCCACGGAGAAGGCGGCGGGCGCGUCGCCGGCGGAGAAGGGCGGCGGGCCGCGGGGCGACGCCUGGAAGUACAGCACGGACGUGAAGCUGAGCCUCAACAUCCUGCGCGCCGCCAUGCAGGGCGAGCGCAAGUUCAUCUUCGCCGGCCUGCUGCUCACCAGCCACCGGCACCAGUUCCACGAAGAGAUGAUCGGCUACUACCUGACCAGCGCGCAGGAGCGCUUCAGCGCCGAGCAGGAGCAGCGGCGCCGCGACGCAGCCACGGCCGCCGCCGUUGCCGCCGCCGCCUCCACGGCCAAGCGGCCACCGCGCAGACCCGAGACGGAGGGCGCGCCGGUCCCGGAGCGCGCCUCUCCGGGCCCGCCCACGCAGCUGGUGCUCAAGCUCAAGGAGAGGCCGAGCCCUGGGCCCGCGGCGGGGCGGGCGGCGCGGGCGGCGGCGGGCGGCACGGCCUCCCCGGGGGCAGGCGCGCGGCGUGCGGGCCCCAGCGGACCGAUCGCCGGCCGCAGCCCCCCGGCGCCAGCGCGCCAGAGCGUCAUCCACGUCCAGGCGUCGGGCGCGCGGGACGAGGCGUGCGCGCCGGCCGUGGGGGCGCUGCGGCCGUGCGCCACGUACCCGCAGCAGAACCGCUCGCUGUCGUCGCAGAGCUACAGCCCGGCGCGCGCCGCCGCCCUGCGCACCGUGAACACGGUCGAGUCGCUGGCGCGCGCGGUGCCCGGGGCCUUACCGGGCGCGGCGGGGGCGGUCGGGGCGGCAGAGCACAAGUCGCAGACCUACACCAACGGCUUCGGCGCCGCGCGCGACGGCCUGGAGUUCGCCGACGCCGACGCGCCAACCGCGCGCUCGAACGGUGAGUGCGGCCGCGGCGGCCCGGGGCCUGCGCAGCGGCGCUGCCAGCGCGAGAACUGCGCGUUCUACGGGCGCGCCGAGACCGAGCACUACUGCUCCUACUGCUACCGCGAGGAGCUGCGGCGGCGGCGCGAGGCGCGUGGGGCCCGGCCCUGAGCGGCGCGGCGCGGCGCAGCGCAGCGCAGCGCAGGCGGCGAGGUUCUACCUUCGAGGAUUUCUUUUCCAUUGUGUCGGUGUCUUUUUUACAUGCUCUGGUCCACCGGAAGGCCGGCGCCUCCUCUGUCAGUGCCGUGUACGUGUUUGGUCAAACGUUCCUAAUGGUGCCUGAACCUACACUGA